Molecule: messenger RNA, 573 nt
Organism: Charadrius vociferus (killdeer)
Lineage: Eukaryota; Metazoa; Chordata; Aves; Charadriiformes; Charadriidae
Gene: OSR2
Product: odd-skipped related transciption factor 2
Exons: 2
Coding region: 1-573 (190 amino acids)
Biological process (GO): embryo development; regulation of transcription by RNA polymerase II; urogenital system development
Cellular component (GO): nucleus
Molecular function (GO): RNA polymerase II transcription regulatory region sequence-specific DNA binding; DNA-binding transcription factor activity, RNA polymerase II-specific
Source: RefSeq, a predicted model, not a curated record
AUGGGAAGCAAGGCUCUGCCAGCCCCCAUCCCGCUUCACCCGUCCCUCCAACUCACCAACUACUCCUUCCUCCAGGCUGUGAACACUUUCCCCGCAGCUGUGGACCAGUUGCAAGGUCUGUAUGGACUCAGCGCCGUGCAAACCAUGCACAUGAACCACUGGACAUUGGGCUACCCCAAUGUGCAUGAAAUCACCCGCUCCACCAUCACGGAGAUGGCGGCCGCCCAAGGCUUGGUGGACUCCCGCUUCCCUUUCCCUGCGCUCCCCUUCGCCACGCACCUCUUCCACCCCAAGCAAGGGGCCAUCGCCCACGUCCUCCCAGCCUUGCACAAGGACAGGCCCCGCUUUGACUUUGCCAACCUGGCCGUGGCCGCCACGCCGGAGGCCCCCGAAUCUCCACACAAAUGCCCCACAUGUGGAAGAACCUUUAAUCAAAGAAGUAAUCUGAAAACUCACCUUCUUACCCAUACAGACAUCAAGCCCUACAACUGUGAGCAGUGCGGCAAAGUGUUCAGGCGAAACUGUGAUCUACGGCGGCACAGUCUAACUCACACCCCGCGGCAGGACUUCUAG